AUGCCGACAAGAUCCUUUUCUACCAUUCAGCACCUUGGCGAUAGAAUCCAGCUUUUAAUCAGGCUGAUUACAGCAGAAUGGGUUGCCGCCGGCGGCGAAGAGCAACCGUUUGAAAGCCCGGCCUGGACGACAUUGACGGACCAGCUCCAGGAUGCCACUGAGGAGUUAGUUGCAGAAGUGAUCAGCCCCAAAUCAUACUUUCGCAAUCUCCAACUCAGCCACUACGACUUAGUUGCCUUUCAGGUUGCGUUGGAAUUCCGGCUGUUCAACCAUGUCCCUCUUUCAGGUGAAAUUACGUUGAAGGAACUGGCUCAAAAGGUGGGCGUCGAUCAGGAUCGAGUAGGGCGAGUGAUGCGACUUCUCAAUGUGCAUGGCGUCUUCGAGGAGACACGUGAAGAUGUCUUCAUGCAUAGUGUUAUAUCCGAAUUCAUCGCAAAAGAUGAUUCGGCCCAAUCGGCGAUAGCAAUCCAGAUGGACGAGAUGUACCAAGCAGCCUCCAGUACAGCCGAAGCUAUUCGGAAAAGCCCGCUAGAACAGAAGUCAGAUAUAACCCCAUUUUCAACACGUUUCGGUACCUCUAUCUACGAGUUCUAUACAAAGAACUCAGAUAAAGCAGAUCGUUUUGGGCGAGCAAUGAGGGGUGCCUCUGGUUUGGAUGAAGAAUCCAUGAUCAGUCUCCGAGAGUGCUACGACUGGGCUGCCAUGGGGAGUGGGAAGAUUGUUGACGUAGGCGGUGGCGCUGGACAUGUCUCCAAACUACUUAGUCAGCACUUCCCCAACCUGUCGUUCGUUGUACAGGACAUCUUUCCCCCGCCAUCUUUAGGUCCGGAUAACAAAAUUGCGGAAAACGUCCAAUUUCACCAGCAUGAUUUCUUCCAGCCACAACCGGUUACCGAUGCCGAGGCAUACUUUAUGAAACAUGCAUUGCACAAUCACAGCGAUGCAGAUUGUAUUAAAAUCAUACGCGCAUUGGUCCCAGCACUCGAAAAAGCUGGUAAAGGAACACCGCUUCUGCUCAAUGAAGGUAUCAUUCCGGCAUUGGGUCACAAAACGCCUAGACAUCAAGAUCUAGCUAUACGGAGAGGUGAUAUGUGUAUGAUGGUGACAUUGUCUGCCAGAGAGCGCACAGCAAAGCAGUUUGGACAAUUGCUGAAGGCAGCAGAUCCACGGCUUAACGUAACCAAAAUUCAUGGUGGUGCUGUGACAAAACUAAUUGAAGUUCAUCUGGCCAAUGCAGAAGAAGCUCCGGCCAAUGGCAUCGCACCGAUUGAUGUGUAA
This is a messenger RNA of Ophidiomyces ophidiicola, 1278 nucleotides long. RefSeq lists its product as uncharacterized. NCBI's taxonomy places the organism in Eukaryota, Fungi, Ascomycota, Eurotiomycetes, Onygenales, Onygenaceae. The coding region runs from base 1 to 1278 and encodes 425 amino acids. Gene Ontology annotation, molecular function: O-methyltransferase activity. The record is from RefSeq and is a predicted model, not a curated record. The transcript has 5 exons.